GAGCCCCGCUUUGCCCGCCGCUCCGUGCCCCCGCCGCCGCCGCCACCGCCUCUCGGAUUGCUACGCGGGCGCAAAAUGGAUUACAGCGACCCUUCCGGGCUCCUCUGCAGGCGGGCAGAGCCGCGAACUGGUCCGUGCCCAAGGAUUAUCCCAAGGAACCUGAAGAUCCUACACACACUGUUAAAGUCAAAAUUCAAGAAAAAACAUAAGUGUGGUGGCUCCCGCGGCGGCGAGUGGCCCAGGCCGACGACGUGAGGCGCGGGGAGGCAGUCAAUGAUAUUUGAGCAGGGGCCGCGGGCCUUGGCGAUCGCAGAGCACAAGAUGCAGAAAGCCGCCUACUACGACAACGCGGGGCUCUUCGGGGGCUACACGUACAGCAAGGCCGACUCCUACCCCUACGGCGCGGCCCACCAGCCCUACGGCCCGGCCGGCCUGGACGGCGAGUACCCCGCCUCCGCCUGCUCCGUCCAGGGCUCGGCGCCCGGCCGCGGCCCGGCGCAUAAGGGCAGCGAGCUGAACGGCAGCUGCAUGAGGACGGCGGGGGGCGGCCCCGGGGGCAGCCAGCCCCCGGGCAUGGGCGAGCAGCAGCCCCCGGCGCUGCCGCCCUCCUCCCCGCCCAACCCUCCCAGCGCGCCCCCUCCGAAAAAAGCCAAGGGGGGCCCCAACUCCUCGGGCUCUUCCACCGCCACCCUCAGCAAGCAGAUAUUCCCCUGGAUGAAGGAGUCCCGGCAGAACUCCAAGCAGAAAAGCACCUGCCCCCCCUCAGGAGAGAGCUGCGAGGACAAGAGCCCCCCCGGGCCGGCCUCCAAGCGGGUGCGCACAGCCUACACCAGCGCGCAGCUGGUGGAGCUGGAGAAAGAGUUCCACUUCAACCGCUACCUGUGCCGGCCGCGCCGGGUAGAGAUGGCCAACCUGCUGAACCUGACCGAGCGGCAGAUCAAGAUCUGGUUCCAGAACCGCAGGAUGAAGUACAAAAAGGACCAGAAAGCCAAAGGGAUCAUGCACUCCCCCGUGGGGCAGUCCCCGGACCGCAGCCCCCCCCUGAGCGGCCCGAACCACGUCGGCUACUCCAGCCAGCUCCCCGGCGUCAACAGCCUCAGCUACGACACCCCCUCGCCCACCUCCUUCGCCAAGUCCCAGCAGAGCAUGUACGGGCUGGCCGCCUACACGGCGCCGCUGAGCAGCUGCCUGCCGCAGCAGAAGCGCUACGCGGGCGCGGAGUACGACCCGCACCCCCUGCAGAGCAGCGGUGGCUUCGCCAACCCCGGCCUGCAGGGCAGCCCCGUCUACGUCGGGGGCAACUUCGUGGACUCGAUGCCGGCCUCGGGCCCUAUGUUCAACCUGGGGCACCUGCAGCACCCCUCCUCCGCCAGCGUGGACUACAGCUGCGCCGCGCAGAUCCCCGGCAGCCACCACCACGGACCUUGCGACCCCCACCCCACCUACACGGACCUCUCCUCUCACCACACGUCUCAGGGACGGAUGCAGGAGGCGCCCAAGCUCACGCAUCUGUAGCGGGCCGGGAGCGAGCCGAGCGGGCUCGCCUCUGAUUACCUCACUUUUCGGACGUGACCGUGUUGCCGGUGCCAGCAGUAUUAGCGGAUUUGCCUCCCCUAAGAGCCACCACCCUCUUUCCCCGCAGCCCCGAGUAGGUCCGUGAGCAGGAGCCGUCCUUUUCUAGCUGUUGUAAGCAUGACAGUGCAAUAUACUGCAAACCAAGGGACUAAUAAGCUGGUAAUGAUGUACUUGAAGGUAAGUCUUAGAGACCCAUUAGUGUUAGCAGCGCGUCAUGCUGAGGUGUUGUAGACCAGUUGUGAGCGGUGGGAACUUGCCCGCGUGUGAGCUUAUUUCAGAGAAGUUAAUUUAUGAAUUCUUCCGUAACGUGAGGAUCGCAGCGGACUAAAUGAUAUGUAUUUAUUAUUUUAAGCGAGACAUUUUUGUAUCACUGAUUAUUUAUCCUCGUCUUAAUGUAUUUAUGUGGCUAUUUGUAGAGUUUAUUCACCAACGCUUCGGGAGAUCGAUCCAGGUCCGUGGUGACUUACAUUUCACCUAUUUAGUAUCUUCGGUCUGAGCUAGUUGAGAGAGUAGUCUUGAACAGUUGUAACAGUGGCUGGUGUUUGUAGUUUAUGUAAGGAUUAAUUAAGACAGCGACUUGUAAGUCAUUAAUAGAGUAAAACAAACCGUGGCGUCACACAAGGAGCCGUUACACUCGAAAAAAAAAAAAAAAAAAAAAAAAAAGAGGUUAAAAAAAAAAGUGCAGUAUUUUUUUCAAGUAUUUAUUUCAGCCCGGCUGGCACCGCGGGGCCGCCUCCGCGCUGGGAGCGCAGCCGCGGGGAGGAGGCGGUCUACGAGGCUUGGCCAUCUUGAGUCAGACCAAAUCCUGCCUACAAAAACCUCGGUGAGGUUAGCAUUUAUUUAUUGACUAGGGAUCUGUCGCACACAUUUUUUCGGUGGGCUGUUUUCUUUUUUUCUACUUUUGUUGUUGUUGUUGUUCAUUACAUUCUGGCUAUCUGAAAUAGGAAAGAAAUUAGAAGCUUAACGCAAAACAAAUAUAUUAGAAACCCUCUGAUAGUGCUAAUUUCAUUAGGGUCUCCAUAGCAAUCCGUGCAGCAGCUGCCACCUCCUUUGUUAUUUAUACUGUUGUCUUUAUACUAACCAUAAAUCAAAUUUUUAGACAUCUUUGGAAGCCCGAGCUUUUCCUCUUGUUUUUAUCAUAAAAAUAAACUUUGAAAGAAAAUUGACAAUCAGAUACAUACAGCCUAAAGGGAGCUGCCAGGGCGGGGCGUGGACAGCAGCCCAGAGCCCAAGACAGCCCAGUCCCACGAAGGGGACAGCUAACACACGGGGAAGAAUAAAAUUAUUUUAAAAAAA
Messenger RNA from Oxyura jamaicensis (ruddy duck), 2871 nucleotides. It is a transcript of the gene HOXD3, whose product is annotated as homeobox D3. The record is from RefSeq and is a predicted model, not a curated record. Gene Ontology annotation, cellular component: nucleus. Lineage: Eukaryota; Metazoa; Chordata; Aves; Anseriformes; Anatidae. Gene Ontology annotation, biological process: regulation of transcription by RNA polymerase II. Gene Ontology annotation, molecular function: DNA-binding transcription factor activity, RNA polymerase II-specific; RNA polymerase II cis-regulatory region sequence-specific DNA binding.